CACCCCUGCCGCAUCCCCAGCCCGGCCGUGUCCCGCCUCGGGCGGGACGGCGGCGCCCCAGCCCUGGUGUGCCUCGGGCUUUGCGAGGUAGGGUCUCGGGGAAGUAGCAGGGGCAGAGGUCUCGCCAGCCCAAAGCCCGGAGACACUUCAGGGUUGGUAGGCUGGGAGGAGGCCUCAGAGGACAAGACCCCACCCACCUCUGCAGAAAACCCAUUCCCGCCCCUCUUUGCCUCAGUUUCCCUCUAGGGGAAAGGAUGCACUUAAUCUCAACUGGGGAACUGGUGGUCGGCUCAGAAACAGUGUGCGGUGGGGGCGGGGGAAGUUGGCCUGAUUUCUCUGGCCUCACCCCCCAAGACAGCGUCCCUUCCGCCUGAGCUACGCUGGACGCUGCAGUGCGCGGGUCCGGGGGUCUGGGAAGGAGAACUGAGAGAGGCCCCAUAAAUACGAGAGAUUCCACCCAUCUUCGGGCCCUCGUGGCUGUCACCGCUCGCCUCCUCGCCGCAGCCUCCACCCCUCGGACCCAGUAGCUCCGUCCUCUUCCCUCUCCCUUCUCACGGAGCUCCUCCCCCAUCCCGCCUAAGGACAGCUCCCCAGCAGUUCCUUGGCAACCCUGGUCCUGGGCUCUCAGCAUCCUCUCCCACCCUCCCCCAGACCGCCAGUCCGCCUCCCGGCAACCCUAAAAGGAGGGGGAGGGACCCGGUCGAGGGGGAGGCAGCGUCAAGGUCACCUUCCCGCUCCGAUGCCAGCAGGAUCGGGUGAUGUAUAUUUGGAGGAGAGGGACAGUGAGCUGCACGAGAGGAGGAGCUAACCCUGGCCUAUAAUCCCUGAGCUCCCUCCCCGCCCCGUCCCCUAGGAUCUUCGGUUAAUGGUCUUUGCACUGAUGCCCACCGCCCCGCCGGCCGGGAUGAGGAAGCUGAAAUCUCCUGGGGCGGUGCCCGCUCUGGCCACACCUUCUGCAGAGCCCCACCCCUCCCCCUCCCCUAUUCCCUCGAGCGCCGGCUCUUCACCUCACCACUCGCCCUCUUCUUUCUGUCUUUGGCUUUUGAUCUCUGCCUUUCCCCAUUGUAUGUCAGUGGGGGUGGGGGGUGUUGUCUCUUACCCCUUUUCCCUUCUUUCCCCUGAGUUUUGGGUGAGGGCUGUGGAGAGCUGUGAUUUAUAGACAGGCUUUAACGCAGCACUUCUGUGUGCUGGUGUGGGUCCAUAGAACCACCUCCAACACACACUGUGGCUGUGUGUGUGUGUGUGUGUGUGUGUGUGUGUGUGGUGUGUCUGAGUGUCUGUGUCUUUGUGCUGUGUGUCUAGCUCUGUGUGUCUCUGUGUGGUAUAUGUGUGCCUGUCUGUAUAUGUCUGUGGUGUUGUGUGUGUGUAUGUGCAUCUAUCCGUGUAUGUCUCUGGUGUGUGUGUGUGUUUCUCUGUGCUGUGUGUUUGUGUGCUGGUGAGUCUUUCUCCACAGGGAUUUGAGGAUCACAUCUGGAAAUGAGAGGGGACUAGAAAUUUGUCUUAUCCUUCAGUGGACCCAGGAUGCCAAGCUGCGAGCGUCCCUGUGGCUGCAGACGAGGCCCCAACGUGGAAGAUGGCAAGUGGUAUGGGGUCCGCUCCUAUCUGCACCUCUUCUACGAGGACUGUGCAGGUACCCCCCUCAGCGAUGACCCUGAGGGGCCUCCUGUACUGUGCCGUCACCGACGUUGGCCCUCACUGUGCUGGAAGAUCAGCUUAUCCUCAGGUACCCUGCUUCUGCUACUGGGUUUGGCAGCCCUGACCACUGGCUAUGCAGUGCCCCCCAAGUUGGAGGGCAUCGGAGAGGGCGAGUUCCUGGUGUUGGAUCAGCGGGCAGCCGACUACAACAAGGCCCUGGGCACCUGCCGCCUGGCAGGCACAGUGCUCUGCGGGGCAGCCGGGAUCUUGCUGGCCAUCUGCAUGUUCUGGGCCACGACUGGCUGGCUGAGCCAGGACCCCAAGGCAGAACCCUUGGACACUGAAACCGAUGGCCACAUGGAGGUCUUCGGGGAUGAGCUGGAGCAGCAGUUGUCCCCCAUUUUCCAUGAUGCCAGUGGCCGGUCUUGGUUCUCACCACCCGCCAGCCACUUUGGGCAAUCCUCUGUGCAGACCAUCCAGCCCAAGAGGGACUUUUGAGCCGCCCUCACGGCCAGAGGAGGAGCCAGGCCUGGGGUCUGGACCCUUCCUCCGCCCCACCGCAUCCCACCUUCCCAUUGUCUCCCUAACUUCUCCCUUUCAAUGGGGCUCCUUCCAUCUAAGCCCCCAGAAAGCCCAACUCCAGGUCAGAAAGUCUGGAGCUCACAUCUCUGUGUCCCCUUCCCAGGGGUAGGGCCCUAAGUCCUCCAAGAUGCCAGCCUUCCCCGAGUCACCCCAAAACUUCCCACCCAUUCCUCCUUUCCAAAACCAUUCAGGGGCAGAAAACUCCCUCAACCUAUGCCCACUCUUUCCUCUGUAUGACUUUGGGCAAACCCCUUACCCUUUCAGACCAUCAGUUCCUGCCUCUGCACUAAUGAAGGGUUUGGACCAGAUUCUAGAGUUCCAUGACUUUCUUUUUCUCCCCAGGAUAUAAGUAUGGUAAUAGGCAUAUCUUUGCCUAUGCCUUUGGUAAUAGGCAUAUCUUUGCCUUUCCAUAGGCAAAGAUAAGGGGAGGGGUAGUGGGGUCAUUCUUAUCCACUGACCCCUCCCUCUGUCAGCUGCACCAGGAGGCCUCAGGAUGGGUCCAAGAUGCUCACUUGGACCAGGAUGGUGCAAAAACAUUUCCUCCUUACAGUGUGUUUUCUAUACAUCUUGACAUCAGAGCCCCCAGUCCACCCCAUCCUGAACGAUUACUAACCCCAGUUUACAGAUGAGGUGGCGGAGGGAGGCUGACAGUCUGCAGGAACUCGGACCCACGUCUGUAGACUCCUGGAACAGAUCUUGUUCCACAGUGGGAGCAGGACCCCACACCUUCCUGGCUUCCAGGGGACCCGCAGGGGUGGCACAGGUUCGGCCCAGAGAGACUAGCUGAUGCCUAAUGGACCCAGGUGGCUCAGAAGAUACUUUGGACAUGCAUUUAAAUGGUCUCUAAGAGCCAGGGGGCAGGAGUACUGGGAUGUAUUUGCCCCUCCGAGUCCACCCACCUAGAAACCAUCACCCACAGGUCCUGACCUCACCCUGUACAAAUGUGCCCUCCUGGAGGCACCAACCCCUCCAUCCUUCAGGCUCCCCAGCCAGAUGCAUCAUCUCUGUUCUCUACCACUAGGGGGAGCUCCAAGACAGCUGGAGAGAGAUGCCCAAGGCUCAUGCCUCUACCCUCCCCCUUUAGUCCCAAGGUGGUGGUGGGGGGGCAGCCCUCCUGGGAGGGUCCUCAGUCCUCCUCCACAAAGCAGGCCCUACUGCCCCUCCCCAUUCUGCACCCUUCCACCGCCCCGCCCCCACCCCUUGCCUUUCAAUAAACAGCUGGGAUGGA
Orcinus orca (killer whale) is the source of this 3445-nucleotide messenger RNA. It is a transcript of the gene NRSN2, whose product is annotated as neurensin 2. The transcript has 3 exons. The record is from RefSeq and is a predicted model, not a curated record. Gene Ontology annotation, cellular component: transport vesicle; neuronal cell body; neuron projection. Bases 1522 to 2133 code for a protein of 203 amino acids. Gene Ontology annotation, biological process: nervous system development. Lineage: Eukaryota; Metazoa; Chordata; Mammalia; Artiodactyla; Delphinidae.